Messenger RNA from Ricinus communis (castor bean), 3122 nucleotides. RefSeq lists its product as uncharacterized. Lineage: Eukaryota; Viridiplantae; Streptophyta; Magnoliopsida; Malpighiales; Euphorbiaceae. The transcript has 3 exons. The record is from RefSeq and is a predicted model, not a curated record. Gene Ontology annotation, molecular function: protein binding. The coding region runs from base 738 to 2723 and encodes 661 amino acids. Gene Ontology annotation, cellular component: cytoplasm.
AUAAAAAGGAUAAAACUGCUAAAAGAACAGAAACAAAAACAGAGACUAGAACAGGGGGAGAGAGAGAGAGAUCUAAGUUGAGUUGAAGUUCCGAGUCAAGAGCCGAGUUAGGUCACGUCACUCCCUUUCUCUCGUCUUGUCAGCAUUAAUUCUCAGAGACAAAUCCUAACCGUUAGAUCCCAUUGUCCUCAACCGUUUGAUUCUUUUCUCUCUCUCCCUCUCUCAAUUUGAAGAACGAUGCAGUCUUUCACGCAAAAAAAAUAAAAAGAGCUGCAAACUUUGAAACGCAACGAUCGGGUCGGAUUUCGGGUACUUUGUUUUCUUGUACGAAUUGGUGAUUUUCAUCAGAUUUGAGCUUUGUGGCAGGUUGAUUACAGUGUAUUGAGCUCGAGAUCACUUGAUUGAAGUGUGAUUUAGAGUUUGGAAGCUUAGAGAAAAAAAUGGAAGAAAGUUGGGCAACUUGUGGGAAAUGAGUGGUUGUGGUCUAAUUUAGUAGUUUGACUUUGAAGUUUUGGUGAUAUUUGAUCUCUUCCAUUUGGGCACAAUUUGGUUUCUUAGAAAAGUUUGAUCUUGAUUUGUGGUAGAAUUAGGGCCGAAUAGUAGAAAAGCCACUUGAUCUAAGUAGGUGUUUUCUACUGAGUAAAGCCCUAAUCGCAGUGAAGUGUUUUUGACAUGCCAAGAAAUGGAACACAGUUUAUAAAUUAGAGAUAAAAUAGAAUUUUAAAAAUAGAUAGUCAAUGGAAGCAUUCUCCAAGUAUGCCCACAGUCCUGCCCACAUUGCAGUUGCACGGCGCGAUUAUGCAGCCUUAAGGCAUGUUAUUUCAACCCUCCCACGACUAGCUAAGGCUGGUGAAGUUAAUACAGAAGAAGAAUCUCUUGCUGCUGAGGAACGAGCUGAUGCUGUUUCUGCUGUUAUUGAUCGCCGAGAUGUUCCUGGCCGUGAGACUCCUUUGCAUCUUGCUGUUAAAUUGCGAGACCCUAUCUCUGCAGAAAUUUUGAUGGCAGCUGGUGCAGAUUGGAGUCUGCAGAAUGAACAUGGUUGGAGUGCUCUUCAAGAAGCAGUUUGCACAAGAGAGGAACGAAUUGCAAUGAUAAUUGCUCGGCAUUAUCAGCCUCUUGCUUGGGCAAAAUGGUGUCGUAGGCUUCCACGUAUUGUUGCCUCAGCUAGUCGCAUUCGUGACUUUUACAUGGAGAUAACUUUUCAUUUUGAAAGUUCAGUCAUCCCAUUUAUUGGUCGCAUUGCCCCAUCAGAUACUUAUCGCAUUUGGAAGCGUGGUUCUAACCUUCGUGCUGACAUGACCCUUGCUGGAUUUGAUGGUUUUCGCAUCCAAAGGUCAGAUCAAACAUUUCUAUUCUUGGGGGAGGGAUACUCUUCGGAGGAUGGUAAUACAUCUUUGCCACCAGGUUCUUUGAUAGUUCUUGCACAUAAGGAAAAAGAAGUUACUAAUGCUUUGGAGGGGGCUGGUGCCCAACCAACCGAAGCGGAAGUUGCCCAUGAAGUGGCAUUAAUGUCUCAAACUAAUAUGUACAGACCAGGGAUUGAUGUCACUCAGGCAGAGCUUGUUCCUCAUUUGAAUUGGAGGCGACAAGAGAGGUCAGAGAUGGUUGGAAAUUGGAAGGCAAAAGUUUACGAUAUGCUUCACGUAAUGGUAAGUGUGAAGUCAAGGCGGGUUCCUGGUGCGAUGACGGAUGAGGAGCUUUUUGCUGUGGAUGAUGAAGAAAAAUUGGUAAAUGGUGCUGAUAAUGAUGAGUUUGAUGAUGUAUUGACAGCAGAGGAGAGGAAGCAGUUGGAUUCUGCCCUUCGUAUGGGGAGUUCAGAUGGCCUUUGUGAGGAUGAGGAGCCUGGGGUCAUUGAGUUCCAAGAAAAUGGUUCAGGAGGUUCCUAUGAAAAUGGGGAAUCUAAUGGUUCCAUUAAAGAGAAGAAAAGUUGGUUUGGUUGGAAGAACAAAGGUCCAAAGAAUAAUAAUGAUGAUCCUGAAGAUACAAAGAUCUUGAAGAAGUUUUCUAAGUUGGCGCCUGAAGGUGGGACCCAAAAAUCUGUUGAUAAUCAAAGAUCAUCAUCUGAGUUUUCUAGGGCUGAGGAUUUGGGGGAUGGGAAGAAGGGAAAGGAUAAAGGCAGCAAGAAGAAAAAGAAGAAAGUGCCUGGUAGUGAGUCCAAGCAUGAGAGUGAAUACAAGAAGGGGUUAAGACCUGUCUUGUGGUUGACACCAGAUUUUCCUUUGCAAACUGAUGAGCUCCUGCCUUUACUUGAUAUAUUAGCCAACAAGGUUAAGGCUAUUAGAAGGCUUAGGGAGCUUUUGACAACUAAACUACCUCAAGGAACAUUUCCUGUCAAGGUUGCGAUCCCUAUUGUCCCAAGUAUUCGGGUGCUUAUUACUUUUACAAAGUUUGAGGAGCUUCAGCCAGUGGAGGAGUUCUCAACCCCUCUUUCCAGCCCAGCACAUUUCCAGGAUGCCAAAUCAAAGGAAUCAGAAGGGUCCAUAUCAUGGAUUUCAUGGAUGAGAGGGAGUAACGGUGGCCAAUCAAGUGAUAGUGAUAGUCACAGGUAUAAAGAUGAGAUUGACCCAUUUCACAUACCAUCAGACUAUACAUGGGUUGACGCCAAUGAGAAGAAGCGCCGCAUGAAGGCCAAGAAGUCCAAGAGCAAGAAACACAGAAAACAGCCAGUAGCCAGAGGUGGGGAUGGUGGAGCACAUCAUUUGAGUGAAGAGGUGGAAGAAUAAUUGCAUGAACUAUCUUGAGGAACUUUGCACCGUCGAAAUCAUUUGCAAGGAAAAAAGAGAUGGUAGGGCGCUGCUUGCUGAUCUGACUUCCAUUCUUCUUUCAGUCCAGGCACUGGAUGAUUUACAAGAUAUUUGUUAGGCAAUCACUUCUUGUUGAUUGUGAAGACUGUUGUCUUCUUCUGUUGUAUUGUUAGGUGAUGUGAAAUUGAAGAGGAGCGAAGUCCCCCUUUUCCCCAUCUAAGUAUCUUAUUUUCAUUCGUUAUGACCUUAAUCUUUGUAUCAAAAAUCAGCUGCUUAUCAAGCUUAACACAUUUUGUGAUUGUUAUUCUUUUUCCGUUGGUCAUUUUCACCAGCACUUACGUUUUUGGAAUGGAGAAUUGAUGGCAUUUUUUCUUUUUA